Messenger RNA from Pygocentrus nattereri (red-bellied piranha), 2679 nucleotides. RefSeq names its product synuclein, gamma a (gene sncga). The transcript is spliced from 6 exons. Lineage: Eukaryota; Metazoa; Chordata; Actinopteri; Characiformes; Serrasalmidae. Gene Ontology annotation, molecular function: cuprous ion binding. Bases 183 to 563 code for a protein of 126 amino acids. The record is from RefSeq and is a predicted model, not a curated record. Gene Ontology annotation, biological process: synapse organization; chemical synaptic transmission; synaptic vesicle endocytosis. Gene Ontology annotation, cellular component: cytoplasm; axon terminus; neuronal cell body.
GUUAAGAAUGCUUCAAUCUGUGAGCGCCAGCCCACUUUCAUAAGAGCCACUCUCUUGCACACACUCAGACGCACACACAUACACGCUUGCCAGCAGCCCAGCAAACAGGCCGACACACACAGCUCCAGUGACCAGCUGUAAGACACAGGCAGCAAAGGACACCGCCCAGCUCAGUGGUCAGGAUGGAUGUUCUGAAGAAGGGAUUCUCCAUUGCGAAGGAGGGAGUGGUAGCAGCAGCCGAGAAGACCAAGGCCGGGGUGGAGGAGGCUGCUGCCAAAACUAAAGAGGGGGUCAUGUAUGUGGGUACAAAGACAAAGGAAGGCAUGGUCUCAAGUGUGAACACAGUUGCCCAGAAGACAACUGAGCAGGCCAAUCUCGUUGGGGAGUCAGCAGUAGCCGGAGCGAACCAGGUAUCAGAGAAGGCCGUGGAGGGUCUGGAGAGCGUGGUAGCGUCGUCUGGACUGGUCAACCCGGAAUGUGGACAGGAUGAACAGCUGGACACUGAGGCAGAACUCUCCAAGACCGAAGGAGCGGCAGAGCAGCCCACAGACCCAGGACAGUAGGGUUGUUGCCUCUAGAAUCCAUGCCUCCUAAACGUGGUCUGCUGGCUGUUCAAUAUGAGUGUCCAUAUUAACUGCUGUCCACACUUUACCAUUACCUGUAUUCUGACCCCUCCAACAGCAGAGCCAAUAGUCCGUUCUGAAGCUUUUUAAUGUGACUUGAAAGACACCGUUCUAAAAGUGAUCUGUAAAGAGUGUUAUGCCUUUGGAGUUUGUGAGAAGUAUUGCCCUAUAAAGAUCAAUGUGUAGGUGAGGACUUUUGCAUUUGGCCACCUUUGCAGGUCUGUUGUGUGCACCCUCCGUGUCCCUGUCUCGUCCUCUUCAGUUGUCAGUCAUAUACAGAUGUUGAUAAUUGAACUACAGCAAGACACAACCAAGAUCUCCAAACCAAACUAGCUCUGAGGCCUCUACCUGUCCCACUUCAUCUUAUGUGAAAGUGUGGUCUUAAAUGACCAACUCUUAGAGAUCUGUCCUUCAUACUCAUGUAUCAACAUAGACACACACACACACACCACACACAAAAAGACUAACUUUCCUACUGAUUCGUGCAUUAUUAUAACACCUGUGUUUAUUAUUAGCUUAAGCUUAAGAGCCUGUGUGUUGUACUAACUCUGUGUUCUAGAGCCUGACACCAUAGAGAAAGAUGAGGUUAAUUUUAUUCCAAGCAGUUUUGGAGCAUUUCUAUUGGGCAGUUUGAUCAAUUUUUUAUUUUUUUUUAAAACAGUGAUGGUAAUGCUGCCAUGACUUCGUUCAGUAACAUAACAGUGUAAUGUUGUCAUUACUUGUAACUGUCUCAGCCAAUGCCAUAAUGUCUGUUGCCAUGACAACUUGUGUCACAUGCAGAUUUUUACUGUGUACUCUAGUUAGCCAAAUAUGUGUAAGCCAUCAAGAGGGGGAUUCUAUUGGUUUUUCCAAAAAUGUCUGCAUAAGUAAGUUACUGAGAUGUAAACAAAGUCAUUCAGAGUGGUUUGAUGUGAAAUUCUCCGCUCUAGAGAAACUUAGUGAGGCAGAAUUGUUCACAGUGGUAGUAAGAGGAACCGGACGUCUGAGGACAUUGUUUAAUGCCUGUAAAUGCUCCCUCACAGACAGCUUUUGAAUGGUAGGGUUAUGAAUACGCUGCCUGAUGCCUGAGACAUUGUUUUAGGCAUUCUAAGGCAAAAUACUCCCCAAAGAAAAUUUCCUUUUUUCAGAUUUGCCACUAUUUUACCAUUAUCAGCAUCACAUAAAAACCUACGACACAUCUGAGUUCACGGGUGGUUUUGGAUAGUAAAUAAAAUGUCUGUAUUUGUGAUAAAGUCAAUGUGACACCUGGUUCCUAUUAGCACCACUGAGUCUGUAAGCUUGUCUACAACUACACUCUUCAUAUCAAACCUCUCCGAAUGACUCUGUUCACAUCUCAGUGCUUGAAUUACACAGAAAAUUUUAAAAAUCAGUAGAAAUUCCCUUUAAUGAUAACAGAAAACUGGUCUGUUACUGAACAUAAUCUCAUUUUAUGACAGCAUAUUGCAUCUGAAAUCACAUGUUAAUAGCAUGGUUAUGUCAGUUUUAUGCAGCAGAGUUCAAGUAAACAGCUACCAAAAUAUGACAUCAGGCUUUUGGACCGAAGCCUAAAUGAAGGUACAGAAACAUUCCAGUUAUAAUGGCAUCGCAGUCUUCUCCUUUGAAGUAACUAAUACACUCACAGUGUUUUUCUGACUGCACAGACCCUGAGACUGGACCGGAACAAUGGGGAGAGUGUGUAAAACACUGAUAAUGAUGGGCUCCGUCUGUUGUAGCUGCCCUAGAACAAGUGAUGCUAUUGAGUUGGGUUGACAAUGAUCAGUAUUAUCUGUAAUUCCUGUCUGUUUUUUUUUUUUAAGUACAAUUUUACUCUGGCUCCCUAAGCUACUCAACUUACUAAAUGACUAAACAGCCCGCUAGCCCUUCUGCUUCUGGAGACAGAAAGAGAUGAAAUAGUGAGAAUGAGCGAGUUGUGCAGAAGCCAUGCAUGUUGCCUUAGACACCACACACAAACUGAUCAUGACUGCAGUGACUCACCAUCUGUAAACUCACCUUGAGGCUGUCUUUUUGUUUUCUAUGAAUUCUGCGGCUCGAAUAAAUGUUUUGUUAAAAACCAAAA